Penaeus vannamei (Pacific white shrimp) is the source of this 2298-nucleotide messenger RNA. RefSeq lists its product as uncharacterized. The record is from RefSeq and is a predicted model, not a curated record. NCBI's taxonomy places the organism in Eukaryota, Metazoa, Arthropoda, Malacostraca, Decapoda, Penaeidae.
AAGGACGUAGUCGAGUUGAAAGCGCGGAAGUGUGAGCACGGUCUGCCUUGUUGUGUCGGGAGUCAGUGGUUCGCCGUUCUCACAGCCAGCUGUUCUUCGCAGGCCAAUGGAGUGAUUUUAGCCUUUUAAAACGUGGAUGAACUACCCACUCGGCCUAUGCGCGUGCCGGUGGAGCGAGCGUGGUGGAUGAGGUGGAAGCCCUGAGUGUGGAAGACGGUCGCUAAGGGGCAGUUUCGUGGGCACCGAAGAUGGGCAACUCCGGCAGCAGCAGCAAAAUUAAGGUCCAGCCCCAGAAGCGCGGCGUCCCUUCAAGCAAGGAGGAACUCGAGGAAUGGAUGGCCGCCGAAAAUUUUUCCCGCCUUCCCGCACCACGUGGACAAGAGGCUUUCUUUAAGUUUCUACGAGGCGGCUCAUAUGAUGAGCGUGUUGAUAUCAUUGAUGUCCCAGUGACAGCCUAUGGUAUGGACAAUGCAGCUCGAGGCUACCAGUUCUGGCUCAAGACAGAGGGUGUUAACCUGAAGAGUCUGUUCGAAACUUAUAUCGUCGAGGAGGACACCAAGCUAGAUGAAGCCACCGAACCUUAUGGCGAAUUGGAGAAGAAGAAGGAGAAAGCAGGCGAGGUGGACGACUAUGUCAAAGUCUUGAAGGCGAAGAUCAAAGUCCCAUUAGAUGAUAAAUAUAAGUUAUUUAAGGAUUUCUUAGUAGAAGAAGCCAAGAAACUAAAAUAGCACUAACUUAAGUAUUUUAGCUCUUUUUUUGUGUGCGUGCCUAGCUGUUUUGAUAUGAUUUUUGAAAAUGAAUGAUUUUAUUUUUUACUUGCUAUGCUGGCUGUGUUGAUACAAGUAUGAGUGUUAAGUCCAGCAUGUUUAGUGAUUCUCUUGAAAAGGAUGUUCUGAUUUUUUUUAUUAUUUUUUUCCCCCCCCAAGCCUGGCCCAUCAAGUUCUCGGCUUGGAUGUAUGGUUGAAGUAAUACAAACAAAAUAGUUUAAGGGUAAACAUAGGAGAUAUAUUACUGUUGUGGAGGCAGUGUAAUGUCACCUUGAAGAAGAAUGAUACAUUCCUAUCAUGUCAAUUAAUGUGAGUGUUUGUCUCUCACAUAACGUACAGUGAGCCAUUCCUUACACAUUCCUAAGGACUCCAUGUUGUCUUUUAGCAAUUUUAUUUUAUCAAAUAUUGUACUUAGCAUUUUAAGAAUGGAUAUUUGUCACAAAAUUUAUUCCAUUGGGAAGCUUGUAUUGUAAUGCAGACUUAUGUACCAAAUUUAAAUACUGAAAGAGGUAUUGUCUUCAAUGUUGCAAAAUAUAAUAACUUUUAAAACUGUUCUUGUACAUGAGAUGUAAUUACCAGAUAUUGAUAUACAAUGAAAUGAUAUUUAUGCCUGCCUCCAAAAAGUAAAAAUCCUUUUUGUUAUACUUGUCACAUAUUGUGACACAUUCAGAUUAAUUAAAUUUGAGAAUAUCUGGUACAUGUUCCACAAAGAUUUUGGGAUGAUUUAUUUUGUUUUAAAAGUGCUGUAGAUAAAAGUGGUGCAAAUUUGUUUUGUAUUAGUUUGUUGUCUCAAAUAUUUUCAAAAGUUAACACUUCAUUUAAUAGAUUUAUACUUUUAUUGAUUUUAUGUAAGGUCACAUUUGAAAAAUCAUUAUUCUGUAUUUAUAGGAAUUUUUGGAGAAAUUUUACUAUAAAAACUCAUGGCAAUAGUUUAAAUAUUGUGCAUGUAGUUGUUAUUUUUUACAUUUAGCUGUACUGUACAUCAUACAAAGAUAUGUAGUUUUUUUGGAGCAUUUUAUUUGUAACUGUGCAAUUUCAUUUAUCAUGGAUAUCAUUGAUUUUGGGAAAUGUCGUGAUAGACAGUACCAUUUUUAUAGACAGUGGAACACAGAUUAAGUGCAAUUGAAAGUACCGUAAGUAGAAAGUAUAAGUGGAAAAUAUUGUUGCCAGCUAAAAUGGCUUGACCAUAUAAUAAUAUUUAAGGUCUGUCCUGGUACUUAAGAAAAGAAAAGAUUGUUUUUUUCUUCUUUUUUUUUUCCUUUUCUUUUUGUAUCAUAGUAACUUUGAUUUUGAAGUAUGCUAUAUUUUUUGUACAUGGUUUUAUCUUUCUUGAUUUUUAUGAAUAUUAUUGUUAUGUUAUUUUAUUCUUGUAUUUUUUACUUGUUGCAGAUUUAAGGUUUCAGUAUUUUGUUGAUUGUUAUGCCAGCAUUAUUAUUUAUGAAGAAAAUAUAUGGUGCUAAUGUAGAUAACAAAGUAAUGCUUUCUUUUGUACUUUAUGAGCUGUUUCUGAAUAGACCACCGUGAUAUUUUU